Messenger RNA from Erpetoichthys calabaricus (reedfish), 2413 nucleotides. RefSeq names its product caveolin 1 (gene cav1). Gene Ontology annotation, biological process: caveola assembly; negative regulation of protein tyrosine kinase activity; negative regulation of endothelial cell proliferation. The record is from RefSeq and is a predicted model, not a curated record. NCBI's taxonomy places the organism in Eukaryota, Metazoa, Chordata, Cladistia, Polypteriformes, Polypteridae. Gene Ontology annotation, cellular component: cytoplasmic vesicle; caveola; perinuclear region of cytoplasm. Bases 120 to 662 code for a protein of 180 amino acids. The transcript has 3 exons. Gene Ontology annotation, molecular function: transmembrane transporter binding; molecular adaptor activity; protein kinase binding.
GUCCCGCCAGCAGGCUUACUCUCGGUCACCACCCGUCUUGUUGAAAAUCUUCCUUCCUCCAAACCUUGAUUGUAGCACACUCACAUCUACAUCUGUCCUCACUUCUGACUCUGAUCAGUAUGACUGGUGGUCAUAAAGUCGGGGAAUCCGAGGGGCUAUUAUAUCCAGCAUUCAUUCGGGACCAAGGAAACAUUUACAAACCCAAUAAUAAAGUCAUGGACAGCGACAGCCUGAACGAGAAGAGUCACCACGAUGUUCACACCAAAGAGAUCGAUUUGGUCAACCGGGACCCCAAGCAUAUCAACGACGACGUAGUAAAGGUGGAUUUUGAAGAUGUGAUUGCAGAACCUGAAGGUACCCACAGUUUUGAUGGCAUCUGGAAGGCGAGUUUUACCACCUUCACUGUUUCCAAAUAUUGGUGCUACCGCCUGCUCACAGUUCUCGUUGGGAUCCCUUUGGCUCUGGUGUGGGGAAUAUACUUUGCCAUCCUGUCCUUCAUCCACAUAUGGGCGGUGGUACCAUGUGUGAAGAGCUUCCUGAUUGAUAUUCAGUGCAUUAGCAGAGUUUACUCCAUUUGCAUCCACACAUUCUGCGACCCCUUCUUUGAAGCCAUGGGGAAGGUAUUCAGCAGCAUCCGUGUCUCCAUGAACAAGGAAGUGUAAUGAGUCCCUAUCCAUCCUUGAAGUGGAGAGGACCAGGGCACACUUACCAGCCAACUGGCACUUGAGGAUGCAACAAGCUCACUAUGGCUUUCCAGUGAGAAUUAAAUGAACAAUGGCACCAGAAAUUGGAAAAAAAAUAGCUUAAUCAGAUUGUAUUAUGUCGUUUAUAACUGCCGACCUGUGUUCUCCUGGGCAGUCUGCACUGUGAGACUGUGCUCAGUUUUUUUUUCACUCAUUCCGUCAUUUUACAAUGUGCAAAAAGCUGUUUGUUGUUUAAUAGUUGUUAUAUCUGACCAAAAAUUUUUAAAAAUGCUACGUUCACUUUGAUAGCUUACUCAUGAGAGUCAUUUUGCUGCUGUUAGCAAAAAAUUAUGUCAUGGCAAGACUGGCAGCUUUGAGCAGAAUGUUCUUCUGCCUGCAUUGUGCUGCCAGCUCUGCCGCAAGCUUUUAUAUCUAUUCAUUACUGAGUUAGCAUGUGCCCUUUUCAGGAUUGUUUAAAAUCUGUUAUGCUGUAAAACUUAUAUGUGUUGCAGAUUUGUGAAAAUGUCUGAUGAUAUGUGCACAAUUCCUCCAAUGACGGUUAAAACACAUCUGUGACCUAGUAGAGAAAAAUAGGGAAUAUCAAGCUAUAGUAAAUAGCUAACAUUUAUCUAACCCUCCUGUAUUUCACUGGUAGCUGUAGUUUACUUUUUAACAAUAACACUACUAAAACAUACAAUAUAUACCAAAUUUGUGCAUAUAUAUAUAUAUAUACAUAUAUAUAUGCCAAUAUAUAUAUAGGGUGGCACGGUGGUGCAGUGGAGAGUACUGCUCCUGAGCUUUGGUUUGAAUUUUGGCCUGUUCCCUCCCUAUGUAGAGUUUGCAGGUUCUCCCUGUGAGGAUUUGGAAUGGUUUGACCCCACAGGUUAGGGUUAAUUGGGGACUCUAAACUGACCAUUGUCAAUGACUGUAGAAGUGCAUGUGAUCAUGUUCUGUAAUGGACUUAUGUCCCACCCCAGGGCUGCUUCCUGCUUUAGACCUACCUAAUGCUGUUAGAAGACACUCAGGCUUUUCCCAGAUGGGAGUACUGAAAAUGAAUGCACAGAUAUUUAGUGACGAGUUGUCCUUAUAGCAAUGCUAGGUAGGGCAUGAUGCAUACUUUAUUUAAACAAUAUCAGGCUAACAGCAUUUUCAAAGGGUGAUUCAUAUGUGCACGUAAUAAAAAGCACAGAUAGUACAGAAAGAAAUAAGUACUGCUUACCUCUAGCUAUAUGAAUAAAAUAUGCCUGGUAUGUUGAGUAGGUUGACAAUGAUAAAUGUCUUUAAAUGACCUUUCUCAAAAUAACUCCUAUCCAGAAACUGUAUGUCCAUUACUUUUCUGUAGACCAAAUCUAAGUGUUGCUGCCUGUUUUUACUGUCUUCGUUUGGGAUCACUUGGUUUUGUGUCCUCAGAUAAUGGGUUAUUCUAAAAUGCCAUCCCUUCAGUUCCACUUAUCUUUCACUUUUCAACAAUUAGGGACAUAACGGAGCCCCUUAGUAUCCAUCUUGUGCUCAUAAGGAUAGAAAUACUAAAGAAGCUCCUACGUGAGUUUAUCUGCGUGCAUCCAUUAACUUGGGACUCCCUCAUUAAACCCAUAUUUGUCUAACUCUCCGCAAAGGAGAUGCUCAUACUGGAUUUUGAAAAGUUCUUCUUUCAAAAGAGAAGCUUUUCGUCUAUUAAUGGUUACAUCUGCGCCACGAACCAAACUCCUUCCCUCUUGUUGUUCUCUCUG